Messenger RNA from Manduca sexta (tobacco hornworm), 1820 nucleotides. Its product is annotated as ATP synthase subunit beta, mitochondrial. The record is from RefSeq and is a predicted model, not a curated record. NCBI's taxonomy places the organism in Eukaryota, Metazoa, Arthropoda, Insecta, Lepidoptera, Sphingidae. Gene Ontology annotation, molecular function: ATP hydrolysis activity; ATP binding; proton-transporting ATP synthase activity, rotational mechanism. Gene Ontology annotation, biological process: proton motive force-driven mitochondrial ATP synthesis; proton transmembrane transport. The coding region runs from base 134 to 1675 and encodes 513 amino acids. The transcript has a single exon.
UUAUCUACUGGCAGCCCUGCACUCGAGGUCACCACACUUGUCGGUGCCGGAUAGUUACGUAAAGAAUUCAUAAAUUUUCGUAACCACCUUGUCAACUUAUUUUGUACUUUUCGAUCGAAUUUGAAAAACGAAAAUGUUCUCUACCGUCUGCAGAGCUGGCCGUUUGGCCGCAAAGACGGUAGUAAACAACACCUCCGAAAAAGCACCAUUAGUCUCCGGAGCCAUCGUGAACAAACGGGAUUACGCAGCCAAAGCCGCCGGCAAGGGUCAAGGUAAGGUAGUGGCCGUAAUUGGUGCUGUCGUCGAUGUGCAAUUUGAAGAUAACUUGCCACCCAUCCUAAAUGCCCUGGAAGUACAAAACCGUUCCCCCAGGCUUGUCCUGGAGGUCGCACAGCACUUGGGUGAGAACACCGUCCGUACCAUCGCUAUGGACGGUACCGAGGGUCUGGUCCGUGGUCAGCCCGUCUUAGACUCUGGCUCCCCUAUUCGUAUCCCCGUCGGAGCUGAGACUCUCGGACGCAUCAUCAAUGUCAUCGGUGAGCCAAUCGAUGAACGUGGGCCGAUUCCCACGGACAAGACCGCUGCCAUCCACGCAGAGGCCCCUGAAUUCGUCGACAUGUCUGUACAACAAGAGAUUCUGGUCACCGGUAUCAAGGUCGUGGACUUGCUCGCCCCCUAUGCCAAGGGAGGUAAGAUUGGACUGUUCGGCGGCGCUGGCGUCGGUAAGACUGUACUUAUCAUGGAGCUGAUCAACAAUGUUGCCAAGGCCCAUGGUGGUUACUCUGUAUUUGCUGGAGUAGGAGAGCGCACCCGUGAAGGUAAUGAUUUGUACCAUGAGAUGAUUGAAUCUGGUGUCAUUUCUCUUAAGGACAAGACCUCGAAAGUAGCUCUGGUAUAUGGCCAGAUGAACGAACCUCCUGGCGCGCGUGCCCGUGUGGCCCUCACUGGACUGACUGUUGCUGAGUACUUCCGUGACCAGGAAGGACAGGAUGUGCUGCUGUUCAUUGACAACAUUUUCCGUUUUACUCAAGCUGGUUCAGAGGUAUCUGCCCUUCUGGGUCGUAUUCCAUCUGCUGUGGGUUACCAACCGACUCUGGCUACUGACAUGGGUACUAUGCAGGAAAGAAUUACCACUACCAAAAAGGGAUCAAUUACCUCUGUACAAGCUAUCUAUGUGCCUGCCGAUGACUUGACUGACCCUGCUCCUGCUACAACAUUCGCUCACUUGGAUGCCACUACUGUGCUGUCCCGAGCCAUUGCUGAGUUGGGCAUCUACCCAGCUGUGGACCCUCUUGACUCCACAUCCCGUAUCAUGGACCCCAAUAUAAUUGGUGCUGAGCACUACAAUGUUGCUCGUGGUGUCCAGAAGAUUCUGCAAGAUUACAAAUCACUCCAAGACAUUAUUGCUAUCUUGGGUAUGGAUGAAUUGUCUGAAGAAGACAAGCUGACUGUGGCCCGUGCACGUAAAAUUCAGAGGUUCCUCUCUCAACCUUUCCAAGUAGCUGAAGUGUUCACUGGACAUGCUGGCAAACUUGUGCCUCUUGAGGAGACCAUCAAAGGAUUCUCUAAGAUUUUGCAGGGCGAGUAUGAUCAUCUUCCAGAAGUUGCAUUCUACAUGGUGGGACCCAUUGAGGAAGUUGUAGCAAAGGCAGAAACUCUAGCUAAGAAUGCCUAAUUAUGUAACUUCCUAAUAUGAUCUAUUCCAUAAAGUAAUUUAUUGAAACAUCUGAAUUGUGUAGUACAAUAGACAUAAACCAAUAUGUAUACAUCAAAAAAGUCUUUCAAUGUAUCUACUAUACAAAAAUAAAUGAUUAUACAUA